Molecule: messenger RNA, 2340 nt
Organism: Saccharomycodes ludwigii
Lineage: Eukaryota; Fungi; Ascomycota; Saccharomycetes; Saccharomycodales; Saccharomycodaceae
Gene: YSH1
Product: cleavage polyadenylation factor subunit YSH1
Exons: 1
Coding region: 1-2340 (779 amino acids)
Biological process (GO): mRNA 3'-end processing by stem-loop binding and cleavage
Cellular component (GO): mRNA cleavage and polyadenylation specificity factor complex
Molecular function (GO): RNA binding; 5'-3' exonuclease activity; RNA endonuclease activity
Source: RefSeq, a predicted model, not a curated record
AUGCAAAAUAAUAACACAGGAACAACUACAAAUGACAAUUUUCAAUUCUUUGGGUUAGGUGGUAGUAAUGAAGUCGGUCGAUCAUGUCAUGUAAUUCGUUACAAGGGUAAAACAGUGAUGUUAGAUGCAGGUGUUCAUCCAGCUUAUAGAGGUAUGGCAUCUUUGCCAUUUUAUGAUGAAAUUGAUUUGAGUACUAUUGAUGUUUUAUUAAUUUCACACUUUCAUUUAGAUCAUGCUGCCUCGCUACCAUAUGUUAUGCAAAAGACUAAUUUCAAAGGUAGAGUAUUUAUGACACAUCCCACUAAAGCAAUUUAUAGAUGGCUAUUAAAGGACUUUGUCCGUGUAACUAGUUUAAGUAAUAACGCCAACUCAAAUAUUCGCACUUCCAAUGACGAUGACAAUUUAUACAAUGAUACCGAUCUAGUUGAAUCAUUUGAUAGGAUUGAAACAAUUGACUAUCAUUCUACAAUGGACAUAAGUGGCAUUAAGUUUACGGCAUAUCAUGCAGGACAUGUUUUAGGUGCAGCUAUGUUCCAAAUUGAAAUUGCUGGGUUAAGGAUAUUAUUUACCGGAGAUUAUUCAAGAGAAGUCGACAGGCACUUAAAUAGUGCAGAGGUACCUCCAUUUUCCACAGAUGUCUUGAUUGUAGAAAGUACAUUUGGUACAGCUACUCAUGAGCCAAGAAUUACACGAGAAAGAAAACUAACUUCAUUAAUACACAACACCGUAGUCAAAGGGGGUAGGGUUUUAUUACCCGUGUUUGCAUUAGGUAGAGCCCAAGAAUUGCUAUUGAUUUUAGAUGAAUAUUGGACGCAACAUAGCAAUGACUUGGGAAAUGGACAAGUUCCUAUUUACUAUGCGUCUAAUUUGGCUAGAAAAUGCUUAAAUGUUUUUCAAACCUAUAUUAAUAUGAUGAAUGACAAUAUUCGCAAGAAAUUUAGAGAUUCUAAAACAAACCCCUUUAUUUUUAAAAACAUUUUAUAUUUGAAAAAUAUAGAUGAUUUCCAGGAUUUUGGUCCAAGUGUUAUGUUGGCUUCUCCAGGUAUGUUACAAAACGGUGUGUCUAGAGAUUUGUUAGAAAAAUGGUGUCCAGAGGAGAAAAACUUGGUUUUAAUUACUGGGUAUUCUAUUGAGGGUACAAUGGCUAAGUUUUUAAUGUUACAACCAGAUCACAUACCGUCUAUAAAUAAUCCAGAUAUUAGUGUGCCAAGAAGAUGUCAAGUGGAGGAAAUUUCAUUUGCCGCUCAUGUGGAUUUCCAAGAAAAUUUGGAUUUUAUUGAGCAAGUCGGUGCUGGUAAAAUUAUAUUGGUUCAUGGAGAAUCUAAUCCUAUGGGAAGAUUAAAAUCCGCUUUGUUGUCCAAUUUUAAAAAUUUGAAAAAUACUGAAAAAGAGGUUAAGGUUUAUAAUCCUAGGAAUUGUGUUUUGAUCAGCUUGGAAUUUAAGGGGGUUAAAGUAGCUAAAGCUAUUGGUAAUUUGGCAGAUGAAAUUAGUAGUAAAUUAUUAACUGAUGAAGACAUUAGAAAGGAAGACAAUGACGGUAUUAAAACCAAAAAAAAUGAAAACGAAAAUGAAAAUGAAAAUGAACGGGUAGAAGACGAAGAGAACAGUUCACAGGGAUUAGUAGUAUCAGGUAUUCUUGUUUCGGAUGAAAAGACUUUUGACUUGAAUUUAGUUUCCUUGACAGAUAUACGAGAGCAUCAUGUUGAUUUAAAGACCACCAUUUUAAAGGAGCGUCAAAGUGUUACACUUGGAUGCAAAAAAGACUUAAUAUAUUGGCAUUUACUUCAAAUGUUUGGUUCUGUAGAUGUAUUAAUUGAUGAUGAUAAUGUUACCAAUAUCAAAGAGACUGAUCUCCGAGAGAAUAAAGUCAACGGUGAACUGGAAAUCAUGAUUAUGAAGAGUAUUAAAUUGCACAUGGUAGACUCAUUGGCUACCUUGGAAUGGGUGCAAAGUGCAAUUAAUGACACAGUUGCUGAUAGUGUGAUGGCUAUUCUAUUAAGUGUUGAGUCGUCACCCGCAAGCGUCAAAUUGAGUUCACACACUCAUGAUCACCAUCAUGAUCAUCACCAUGAAGAAGAUCAGAUAUUAUUAAGAAUACAACAGAUUGCAAAUGUUUUCAAGGAACAGUUCGGUGAUACAUUUACCCUAUUAAUGGAUAAGGAGGAAAUAGGAGGAUCUCCUAAAGAGGAUAUUAAAGGUUUAAUAACCAUAAAUGAGUCCAUGACUGCUAAGAUAAAUUUUACCACAUUAAAAGUAGAAGAAUGCACGUCUAAACCUUUAAAGGGAAGGAUAGAGAGUAUUUUAAAAAUUGGAUCUGAUUUAGUUACGCCUUUAUGUUAA